Molecule: messenger RNA, 5311 nt
Organism: Manduca sexta (tobacco hornworm)
Lineage: Eukaryota; Metazoa; Arthropoda; Insecta; Lepidoptera; Sphingidae
Product: insulin-like growth factor 1 receptor
Biological process (GO): positive regulation of MAPK cascade; positive regulation of phosphatidylinositol 3-kinase/protein kinase B signal transduction; multicellular organism development
Cellular component (GO): axon; membrane; insulin receptor complex
Molecular function (GO): ATP binding; insulin receptor activity; insulin receptor substrate binding
Source: RefSeq, a predicted model, not a curated record
AUUAACACAAAUUUCCUGCAGGUUUGCCUGACGUUCUGAAGCUGCGCGUGUGGGAGUUGCGUCGCACAGCGGUGGUCCUAACUUGGAACAUGUACUGUCCGGAAGACAUGCGCAAGCUACUCGGAUACUCAAUCUACUACAUUGCUGCUGAAAAGAACGUCACGCUGUACGACCAGAGAGACGCUUGCACUGAUACCUGGAACGUCCUCGACAUGACAAUAGACGAGGCUCGCAACGGGACCAGAGACGAGCUGCCGCCGCCGGAGACGAACAAGACGAGCAUGAUCCUGAACCCGUGCAGCAACAUGCAGCCGUCGUUCUACCCGGUGACGCCGCUGGUGCCGUUCACGCGGUACGCGGCCUACGUGAAGACCUACACCACCAUGCAGGACCGCCGCGGGGCGCAAAGCUCCAUUAUCUACUUCAAGACUCUGCCCGGAGCCCCGAGUCCGCCCACAAGCGUGACGGUGGAGCUUCGAACCCCGUACUCAGUGUCCAUAAAGUGGGCGCCGCCGACCAUGCCGAAUGGUACGAUCAUCCUUUACCACGUGGAGGUGCACGCCAACAGCUACAACAAGCCCAAAAUACUAGCCGGGAACAUCAACUACUGCGGGAAGCCAAAUGCACUAGCGAAUAUGAUAAAAGCAAGUUUGGAAGAAGCGCCCGAGACGCAAGAGGAAAAGACCACUGGCGACGUGAAGAAUGGCUCCUGCGCGUGCAACGAGGAGUCCAAGUCCAGCACCAGGUUCACUUCCCGCGCAGAGGAGGAGCGGAUGGAGAGCAUCAACUUUGAAAACGACGUGCAGAAUCAGGUUUACAAGAAAGCAGACCGUCCGAAGUCGAAGACGAUGGCGAACCGCAUCAAACGCUCGCUCGACAUAAGCCUCAGCAGCAUGCUCGUCAAGCUGACAGAGAACAGAGACCCGCGCCCCGGCUUCAACUACUCCAACUCCACCGACGAAGACGUAAAGUGCAGUCGCGUCGAGCCUAACCUAUGCGUCGUUAUGGAUAAUAAAACAGGUUACGUCAAGUCGCUGUACUACGAGCUGGACGGCAAGACGGAGUCGCUGACGGUGGACAGCAUGCGGCACUUCACGUGGUACACCGUCAACAUCUGGGCGUGCCGCGCGCGCGCCGACAACGAGACCAAGGAGCAGUACGACGACACCUGGUGCUCCGAGCGCGCCUACUACACCUUCCGCACCUCCGAGCUGCCGAACGCAGACGUUGUGAACAAUUUUAAAGCGGAGAUCGUGAAAUCUAAUAAAACCUUUCCCGACGUAAACUUGAAGUGGGACCCACCGGCCAACCCGAACGGGUUCGUCGUCGCGUACAACGUGCAUUACUCGCGAGUCGAAGACAGCAAUCAGGGUCAAGACGUCGGCCUGGGGACGUGCAUCAUCUCCGACGACUUCGAGACGGCGAAGCACACGCACACGCUGCGCGCGCUGUCGCCCGGCAACUACAGCGUACGCGUCACGCCCAUCACCGUCAGCGGCGCCGGGAACGUCUCCAAUGACGUCUACGUCUUCAUACCGGAGCGAGCGGUGGAGUCGGGGUACGAGUGGGCGUGGGGGCUGGCGGGCGGCGGCGUGGUGAUGCUGGCGCUGCUGGGCGGCGGCGUGUGGUACGCGCGGCGCGGCCUCAUGUCGCCCAACGAGAUCAGCAAGCUGUUCCCCAGCGUCAACCCCGAGUACGAGUCCACGGUGUACGUGCCGGACGAGUGGGAGGUGCCGCGCGCCAACAUCGAGUUUAUACGGGAACUCGGACAAGGCUCUUUCGGCAUGGUGUAUGAAGGGAGAGCGAAGAAUAUCGAAAAAGGCAAACCAGAAACUCGGUGCGCUGUGAAAACUGUCAAUGAGCAUGCCACUGACAGGGAGCGCAUCGAGUUCCUGAACGAAGCGUCGGUGAUGAAGGCGUUCGACACGUUCCACGUGGUGCGGCUGCUGGGCGUGGUGUCCCGCGGCCAGCCCACGCUGGUCAUCAUGGAGCUGAUGGAGUUCGGCGACCUCAAGACUUACUUGCGCUCGCAUCGGCCCGACGCCGACUCCUCGUGCCCAAGAAGGACGCCGCCGGCGACCCACCCACACCGCAAAAAUAUUUUGCAAAUGGCUAUCGAGAUAGCUGACGGUAUGGCCUACCUAUCGGCCAAAAAAUUCGUGCACCGCGACUUAGCGGCACGUAAUUGCAUGGUCGCCGGCGACCUCACGGUAAAAGUGGGGGAUUUCGGCAUGACCAGAGAUAUUUAUGAGACUGAUUAUUAUAGGAAAGGCACUAAGGGCCUACUGCCGGUGCGAUGGAUGAGCCCCGAGAGUUUGAAAGACGGGGUAUUUUCCAGUAAUAGCGACGUGUGGAGUUACGGCGUCGUGUUAUGGGAGAUGGCAACACUAGCCAUGCAGCCAUAUCAGGGCCUGUCGAACGAGCAGGUGGUGCGGUACGUGGUGGAGGGCGGCGUGAUGGAGCGGCCGGAGCACUGCCCGGACCGGCUGUACGAGCUCAUGCGCCAGUGCUGGUCGCACCGCGCGGCGGCGCGCCCGUCCUUCCUGCGCCUCGUGGCCGACCUCGCGCCGCACGCGCAUGCGCACUUCCGACACCGCUCCUUCUUCCACUCGCCGCAGGGGCAGGAGAUGUACGCGCUGCAGCGAUCCGCUCUCGACGAGGAGCAGGAGAUGCAAGAAGUGAACGUGGGCGCGGUGGCGACGGGCUCCGGGUCGAACCUGUUCGGCGUGUCGGGGCGCCUGGCGUCGUGGGUGCGCGAGCUGUCGUCGCUGCGCUCGCGCACGUCCAUGGACGCGGCGGCCGAGGCGCUGCAGCCGCUGCAGCCGCUCGCGCCCGCGCCCGCCGUCGUCAAGGGUCCCAACGGCGUGCUGCGACCCUCGCACGCGUCCCGCGCGCCCUAGCCGCGCCCGCCCCUCUACCUCUAUCUACCUCAGGCCGGCCGCGUGCCGCCGCACGGCCGGCUCUUCGAAUCCUAGGUGUAAGCGUAGCUAGUGAAAUGUUCCACGCGUCGGUGGACUUGUUGCGCGGGCGAGGGGGCGGGGGGCGGGGGCGGUGCGGGGUCCGUUGUGUCCGCAUUUAUUCCGAGUCCGCGCCCGGCGCCGGCGUGGGCGCCGGUGUUCCCGAGGGCUCGCCGGGUCUCGCCCCGAGUCCGUGUCGGGCCGACGUGUCUCGACGUGAAUCCUAUGUAGUUUACCUCAUUAUGAUAGUUGUAACGGUGUCAUUUUGACAUAGCCUACUAAAUGUUAAGUUUACCGUGUAAGAUGUAAAGCGUGUUUAGUUUUGUUGUGUAGACGAGAACGUGUACAAAUUAAUUUUAUUAAUUUUCGAUAUAGAUGACCGCUCGAGCGCAAGUACGUGACGAGUGCCAAGUUUGUUGAAGUUGUUGCGUUGUUGUUACGAACACUUUUUGUUGAAAGUGGGCUGUAAUACGAAUUUGUCACUCGCCCUUGCUGAUGCGUUUUUAUAAAGCCGUUUAAAAUACUCAGUGUUUCAAUGUACCGUUUUAUAAUACUUGUCACUAUCGUUAUUUAUUGAUGAAACUUCAUAAAUCGAUCGGAAUUGAUCACCAAAGAUUUGGAUUAUUUUAUAAAUUUUCAGUUAUAUUUGGUACAGAAGUAGAAUUGAUCAGCAUGCGUGCCUGGCAGUGCCAGUGCACGUCCACGGCAUACCAAUUACCGAGUAAGGGAUUGUCAUAGUGUGUGUAUAGGCUGUAUAUAAUGUCUUAUUAUAUAUUAUUCACGCAUAUUAUGGUAUGCAUCAUAAAAUAUAAUUACCUAUGCCGAAAUCAAUGUGUUCCGUAUCGACUAAAAUGCAAUAGUUAUACCUGCCAUUGUUGUUACUUAGAUAUGAAAAUAUAUAUGAACGAGGUCUAGCUGAUAUUGCAAGACUUAGUUGUGUAUGCACAUAGUAAAAAUUUUAUAAAUUUAAUUAAGUACUGAAUAUUUUAAUAUGUAUUCAAUUAAUGACCGUAAAUGUAAUAUAAUUAAUCUCUCUGUAAUCGUAUUUAAAAGGUGAGACGUUAAAUGAAUAUUUAAAAUGUAGGUAGCUGUGCUACUCGGUAACCACCACGAACGGUUUAGUUUCGACAUUUUACAUACAAUUGUUUAAGGCAGCGAAAAGCGAAGAGCGAAACGAGAAUGUGCGAUUGGCUAAUUAAUUUUAUAAUGUUUAUGAUGACUCAUGAAGUAAGAACUAAGCAUCAUCGCGGGUUGGACUUAAAGUAUUUUAUAAUAAGAAAUUUGAAAUUGUUUUAUUAUAUUGGUAACUUAAUAUUUAUAUACUUAUCAGCAAUUGAAUAGCUAUAUAUCAAACGAUUAUGUAAAAUAUAUGCUAGCUGCAUUAUGUACAUUGUAUUGUAUAUUAAACCAACCAAAGUUAGACUCCAAUAUACAAACGGUGCGCGUCGGAGCUCGGCCGUCACAGCUGGGCGAGUUCUGCCGUCACAGGCGGGCGAGCUCUGCCGUCACAGCUGGGCAAGCGCUGCCCUCACAAGUGGGCGAGCUCUGCCGUCACAGCUGGGCGAGCGCUGCCGUCACAAGUGGACGAGCUCUGCCUUCUCAGGCGGGCGAGCUUUGCCAUCACAGCUAGGCGAGCGCUGCCGUCACAGGCGGGCGAACUUUGCCGUCACAGGCGGGCGAGCUCUGCCGCGCUGCUAAUUAUUACGAUAUUGUGGUAUAAGGGUAUAAACGAGUGCCUUCAGACAUCCAGCCUUCAGUGGAACGCAGGAUUGUUGAUUGUGUGAUGUGGACACAGGACACGGGACACGGCAGUGCUGCUACUGGCACAGAUGGUAUACGAACUAUGAAACAAACAGUUCCGUUUGUGCUAUGUUAAGUACAUUACAAUAUGAUACAAUAGAAUAAUCACUUUGGGAACACAGACUGUUACUUAUAUUUUAUUUUUUAUAGACUAGAAUAUAAAACCGUUCUCCUUGGUUACACAAUCAAGAACCUGUCCGCGGGAAUUCAAUUCAACAAGGUUGGCUGCAAGUAUGGAUGAUUUAUUACGUAUGGCUUGCUGAUAGUAUUUUAUUUAUAUUGUUCGGAGCCGCCGUCAGUCGUCACUCCUCGCGGGGGCCACUGGCCAGUGAGUGGGACAUGUCGGCGUGAGUCGGGAGGACAGAGACGGGGGCUAGGCGAAUGGUAAACGUACACAUCACUGUAUUGUCGUGAGGGGCUCAAGGCACGUUGCAUCAUCGGUCGUUAACUUUGAUUAGUAAAUUGGUCUCCACUCAUGUAUGUGAUUUUCCAAAGUCCAAAUGUUUGUUUAUUUUUAUAAAUUGCAUAGUGCCUUUUGCUCAAUUAGUGGAAAA